Messenger RNA from Cucurbita moschata (crookneck pumpkin), 1470 nucleotides. Its product is annotated as probable BOI-related E3 ubiquitin-protein ligase 3. Gene Ontology annotation, biological process: regulation of programmed cell death. NCBI's taxonomy places the organism in Eukaryota, Viridiplantae, Streptophyta, Magnoliopsida, Cucurbitales, Cucurbitaceae. Gene Ontology annotation, molecular function: ubiquitin-protein transferase activity. The record is from RefSeq and is a predicted model, not a curated record. The transcript is spliced from 3 exons. The coding region runs from base 181 to 1281 and encodes 366 amino acids.
CUUGCUUCCUUGAUUGCGUUUGCAUGUCCUCUCUCUCCUCCAAUUUUCCCCAUUCCUCUCUCUCUCUCUCCCUUAGGAUAAGAAUCCAGGAUUGCGCUUCUGUUUUGCAACAAUUUUCUCAACACAAUCUCAGACUUCUUCUGAAAUUCUACUCUCUCUCUCUCUCUCAAUCUCAAUCUCAUGGCUGUUGAAGCUCGCCAUCUGAAUCUCUUCCAUCCUCAACUAAUAGGAGGAAACAGAGAAUUGAUGAAUCCUAUUGAAGGAGAUGCUAAUUUGUAUAACAGUCAGAUGGGAUAUGGAGUUCCAUUAGUAUCAGGAACAACAACUACAGAGACUCUUCUUCCGGCUUACAAUUCUGUGAUCGUUGAUUCCUCUGUUUCCCCCAAAACUGCUGCACCGUCUGCGGCUAUCAAAUCCGAUAGCGGCCUUACCUUUAACUACAACAGCAACCUCUCUAUCCCAAGAAAGCGCUCUAGAGAAUGUAUGAAUAUCAACCCAUUCGCUUCCUCCUAUCCCUCCCCACCGACUUCCAAGUCUUGCGGGUCUUUCUCCUUUCUUGGAGAAGACCUCUCGCUCCAGAUCUAUCAACAACAACUCGAUAUCGACCGUUUAAUUUCUCAACACUUGGAGAAGGUGAGAUCAGAAGUGGAGGAGAGGCGGAAGAGGCAAGCGAGGAGGAUAAUCGAAGCGAUUGAAGUGAGUGUGAUGAAGAAGCUAAAAGCGAAAGAGGAAGAGGUGGAGAAGAUGAGUAAAUUGAAUUUGGCAUUAGAGGAAAGAGUGAAGACUUUGAAUAUAGAGAAUGAGGUGUGGCGCGAUAUGGCGCAAACGAACGAAGCUGCUGUGAAUACCCUGAGAACCAACCUGGAACAAGUCCUGCGCCAAGCGAAGGAAGAUCGAAAGAACGGCGGAGUCGGAAAGCGAGAGGCAUUGGUGGAGGACGCGCAGUCAAGCUGCGGGAGCAACGAGGAGGAAGAGAAGGAGGAGGAAGAGGAAGAGGAAGUAGAAGGAAGGUGGCGCGUGGUGAAAUCCAAGACAGUGAAAAGGAAUAAUAAGGGGAGCAAUAGGAAAAAUGGCGGUGAAGAAAGGGGGAGCAGCAGCAGCAGCAGCAGCAGCAGCAAGGGCAGCAACAGGAUGUGCAGAAACUGCGGGAAAGAGGAAUCGAGUGUGCUGCUAUUGCCGUGCAGGCAUCUGUGCCUGUGUACUGUUUGUGGGUCAUCAGUCCACACAUGCCCCAUCUGUAAAUCCACAAAAAACGGUAGUGUACAUGUAAACAUGUGCUAGAUGAAAGGGGGUCGGUCUGGAACCGAACCGAACCGAACCGACCGAACCCCCCACACACAUCCUCUCCCCCACCUAAACGGCCUCUACUAACUAGAGUGUUUUCAUGAAAAGAAGAAAAAAAAAAUACACAUUUUGUUGAGAGGCUUUGUUUGUUCCACAGGAAAUACAUUAUUUUGGUGAAAAUUAGAG